GACAGCAAGAGUUGGAAUGCUACAGCGAUAGAUCCCAGUCGAGGUCACCCUGACUUCCAGACAGUGGGAGUCUAGGCCCUUCAGGGAAGAACCAGUCUCCACGAUGAACACCUUCAGAACUAGUACAACAUGUGCUCAGGAAUUGUUGGCCAGAGUCUGGCCCAUGAAGGAGAGACGGGGAAAGUUCUGAGAGUGGACCUCCACCAGAGACCAGAGGAGACUCAACAGAGACACAAUUCUCAUCAUUGAUCUGUUGCACAUCACUCACAC
Geodia barretti is the source of this 270-nucleotide messenger RNA. The record is from the annotation of a GenBank genome assembly. NCBI's taxonomy places the organism in Eukaryota, Metazoa, Porifera, Demospongiae, Tetractinellida, Geodiidae.